CGAUCAAUCAUACUGCGAGACCAAGAGAGUGGACGUGGAGCGAUGACCGGCCACGCAUUACCAUAUCAAAAAUUCAGUUAUUUUAUACAGUUCUCCAUCUCGUCCUGGUCCUGCUACAACAAAUGAAAGAACCAAAAUGUGCGAGUGUUAUUGAUAGGAGUUGAUACUCCUGAAUGCAAGAUGGAUGCGAUUGCGAUUGAAACUUCUACUUGACUGAUUGCGGAUGGUGGAACGCGAGCAAAAGUACUUGACAAGCAGAUUCCAAGAAUCUUCAAGUCCAUUGUAGAACAAGAGCGACUGUGACAGAAAUGCUGUCCGAUAUCCCUGGCAGUCCUCCCGCGUGGUGGGGGGCUCUCGAAAAUAUACCGCCGAGCACGAGCAGCAGCAGCUGUAUGGGGUUUCAGGCACAGUCGCACCAUGCGGUCAAAGACUCUGGUGCCUCAAACAGAGAUCAUUCAUCCGCAAGAACGUGUUCUAGUCCAAGAUCGACUACUAACACUAAGGGUCCGACUCCGCCACAUGACCAUGCGUCCUCGAGGAACUUGAUACCAGCGACCCUUACGAGGUCCGACACUACUGAUGGAAAACUAGAACCAGGACCAGCGAGGUCUGCUUCCGCAGCUCUACGAAUCGCUGGUCGCGAUGGGCGGGACACAACAAAAACGGAAUGCACGCAUAAGAUGCGUUUUUCGACUUCCGGUCCCGCAGGGCCUGCGCCUUUGGCCGGCACAAGCCCUUCCAGCUCUUCUUCCUCUUCAAGAAGGAGGAUGCGGUGCAGAACCAGGGCUCCUUUGCCAGCAAUGCGCACCGACCGUAGGGAAAACCUCAACCUCGUACUCUCUACUUGCCCCAACUCCUACGUCCUCUGCAACGAUGUACCAAAAGAGUCCGGAAAUAUCGAACGCAACACGGCAAAAAGGCCUGCGACUUGCGCGAGUUACGCUGCGUCGAUCAAGCUUCUCGCGAAGCUUAUUUUCGCAAGACACGUUUGUGCACUAGAUUUAAGACCGCAAGCCUCGGACUUCGAUCCCUUUCCAGUCCCAAUUUACCCGGACUAUACCAGGGCAGCACGGGUGGAGGCUUCUAGCGGCUUUUCCUCCUCGUCAGGUCCGGAGGUGGAGCAAACAAGCCCCAGCAAUGCGAACUACGGACUGGAACUUCUGCAGCAAGGGUCUCGGGCCGGCAGCGCCGCUGAGCUUGGCUCAACAGCAACUUCCGCAGCGGCGCAGCGCGCAGCGAGACAAAGCAGAUCGUCCUCUGCUAUGACGAGAAUGACGACCUCAAACCAAAUAGCAGCUGCUGCGCGAAACAAAGCCGUCAUCCGGAGACGGACGAAUGACAGGCUGCCACCGUACAGCUACAAGGACAUUCCGAAAAAGCCCGAUGUCGCGCUGCCUGCCCUCUCGGCCGCGGACCCAAUGGAGGUGGCUUUUAAUGUGACGCGGAACGACCUACCGCUGGACGGCGCGGUGCGAAAAGUCAACGAGCCGUACCUCGUCGAACACAACUUGACUACCCGGGUAGUGCAGCUUGACGGUAGCAACACAACAUACAAAACGGUCACGAACACGCACCGGCUGAACCAGUCGCUUUACUGGUACUAUGGCUGGAGACGAUUCGUGCGUGAAAUGCUAGAGCGUCAAGAUUCGGCAGCAAUGUACGUAGUCCUUCCAUAGCUGCAGCAGUUUCAGCUCUGAAAUAGCAAUAGAAAAUUUUUUGUACUUAGGUAUCACACGGAGGAAGAGGACGAAAGCAGCAAAGAGGAGAAAUCCACCACGCCGCCAGACAGCUCGGCAAUAGAAGACGAAGGGGAAGAGAAAAAAUCUGACACCGCGGAAGGGACCAGGCCGAGCAGUGGGCCCGGAGUUCUAGCGGAGUCCGGGGGAAGGAUACCCACUGACGUUGUGCAGACGGAGCCAAAGGACUUCCCGGAGGGCAGUCAAAUCGGAAACUUGCGGUUCUCCGCCGACGUGGGGAUGUACAAAGUACGUACAUAUUUUGUCUGCGUGGUGCUCUGCGAUCUAAUGUUGUUUAGUAUUCAACAGCGGCACCACCUCGAACUUCUUCAAAAAGUCAAAAUCACUCCUCAUACACGACAAAAUCGCAGACCACGGUGCGCGGCGACACAGAAGGGAGAGGGAUUUUGACGAUCUCGAGCAGUCGGCUAGGCGGAAUUCUGAUUAACCGCGGGCCGAGGACGUCUAUCGAAGCGGACUCGAUCGUGCACGGUGGCGUGACCACCAGCGGCGAGCUACACUGCAGCUAUAGCGAGCUACGGUCCGGGCUGAACGCGGCUGCGUACGUGUAUCUGGACCACUGCACCAUCUCCGGGCUUUUGUACUGCGACUCAGCGAACACGGUCAUUGUCACGAGCGGCAGCGGAAACGUCUUCAACGCACACAAAAACUGUAAGAUCCAGACGUCGGAGGAAGUCAAGGCGGUAAAGAUGAGUAUGCUGCCGAGUGUUUGCACGACUUGUUGUAUACAGCUUGUCAUGUAUAGUUGCGUCAAGACUGAGUCUGCGAUGGACAGACUAGCACAGCGGCUCACGAAUCAUCCACGAAAAGUGCUCACGUAUCUAUACGAAAACAUCAAAACAGGGCACCUUCGGAAUGUAUCCCAUGUGGAUGUUUACGGUUGGUUCCGUGGUGCUCUUUGUGGUUCUCUUCGGCCUGGCCUCUCAGGCCGUGGAUGAAGCGCACAAGGAACGGGAGCAGCUGAUGCGCGCAGCGGCGGGCAUCGAGAAGGAGGAGAAUAAGUGAGCAGAGGCAGCAGGAGACUCUGGAGUUUUCUAGAUGCUCUCAGACAUCUUGGGCUUCGAAAAGGGCGUCGACGAAAUACCACGUUCACGAAUAAGACAGAAGAAGAUAUUGACAACGACCGAAGUUUUGUAAAAUUUUCAAAGUCAGUAACGGAAAUUAUACAGUAUUCACGACUCAAAUCAAGGCAUGACCAAAAAGAUGGCUGCGAUAAGCCAGGCGUUUAUGAAUAUUUGGCUGAAUAUGGUUUCGAUUCAUAGAAUCAAUAUCAAUCACAAUUCCCAUACUCGAUCGAAGCAUGUUCAUGAACGAAGUUGCUUCGUGUCACGUUUUUUUAACCACUGUACAAAUUUCAGAAUAAACCACAUGAUACGAAUGCCCUGUAUAAUACUCAAGAAAGAGCGUGUGCAUGACCAUAAGCAGGGUGGCGGCCGGAACGACAAAAUGAGUUGUACUUUUGAUAGGUUUCCAAAAUGAAGAAGUUGAAGAGAGAGCCGUCUAUACGAGAAACGGUCUUAGUCUUUCGUCAGACAAACUUGGCUGCUGAGCUGCCCCUUGCUUCAGCAUUGUGCGAUGUUCGCUACGGUCGUUUGCUGCUCACGUAAGUAACAUCAAAUCACUUUUACACCUUUAC
This is a messenger RNA of Amoebophrya sp. A120, 3393 nucleotides long. NCBI's taxonomy places the organism in Eukaryota, Dinophyceae, Syndiniales, Amoebophryaceae. The record is from the annotation of a GenBank genome assembly.